AUGGCGCUCUUACUCCUGCACCUGCCAACGUUGGCCCUCAACUCGACCUUCACCCUGGUCUAUCCGCUCUAUUCAUCGUACAAAGCGGUCACCACCUCCACCACCUCGCUCGCCGAGAUGCAAGUCUGGCUGGUAUACUGGUCCGUCUUUGCAUGUUGGACUCUCUUCGAAUCUCUUUUCGGCUUUCUCUGGUCUUGGGUCCCUUUUUACUACGAACUGCGUCUCUUAUUCAAUAUAUGGCUCGUUGCACCACAAACAAGAGGUGCCACUUAUAUAUACACCAAUCACCUCCAUCCUUUCUUGCAGACCAACCAGGAAGCCAUCGAUAGACAUGUUGACCAGUUGAAGCAAAGUGCCAGAGGCAAGCUCGAUGCCUAUCUCGGGGGGUUAUGGAGUGCUACUUUGGCAGGAGGAGCAGCGGGUGGGCAAGCGCAAGCGCCUCAGGUUCCUGGUAAGCAUGCAAGUGCGAGACACCGACCACCUGGAUCAGGUACAAGUGUCGCACGUCCUCCAACACAGCACAAUCCGUCGCAAGCAUGGAUGUCUAUGUUUGGGAAUUUAGUCAAGACGUAUGGACCUUUGGCGGUGGCUAGUGCGAGGAGUUUUCUCGAAUCGAAAGCGCCUGCUCCGCAAAGUGUUGCUUAUAGUAUCCCGAGUUCAGCAUCAGGUGAUGUGAAUGAUGCGAGCAAGAGGCAAGCGGCUAUGCAGAGAAGAAGACAGUUAGAAUCGCAGUUGGCAGCAUUCGAUGCAGCCGGCGUUCCAAGUAGUGGAAGCAGCGAUUCUAACGAUAGUGACCAAGUGUCUGGUCUGGCGCCAGUGACGUUGAUCAAUUCGGCAAGCGGACUGAGGGGUAGUUUUGGCGGACAGGCGGGAAUCCAGGAUAGUUUGAGAAAUAGGUUUGUUUCAUUGGCAGGUGCCAGACAAACCGUUAAAGCGGGUACAGCGAUGGGCGAGAGUUACGAUUUGUUAGAACAGUCCGAUAUUCCACCCUUCCAGGCUAGUUCCAGUAGCAGUGGUGACGCAGUGGCUGCCAGAACUUGGAUUCCGUGGAGUCCUAAAUCUGACAACUAA
This is a messenger RNA of Ustilago hordei, 1071 nucleotides long. RefSeq lists its product as uncharacterized. The record is from RefSeq and is a predicted model, not a curated record. The transcript has a single exon. Lineage: Eukaryota; Fungi; Basidiomycota; Ustilaginomycetes; Ustilaginales; Ustilaginaceae. The coding region runs from base 1 to 1071 and encodes 356 amino acids.